UACUUCAGACUUUUCUUCCUAGAGUGACUUCGCUAGUGCUUUUGUUAGCGUUAGCUCCAAAAUCCGGUAGAUUCUGCUUCCACUGCAGGAGUGAUUCAUGGCCAAAGCUCUGAAGCUUCCGGUCGUCGACCUUGCUUCCACCGAUCGCCUCGCCACGGCUGAUUCUAUUCGUGAGGCAUGUGUGGACUGUGGCUUCUUUUACCUGGUUAAUCAUGGUGUUAAUGAGCAGUUGUGGCAGAAAGUGCUUGAAGGGAAUAAAUUAUUUUUUUCUCUUCCGAUAGAAGUGAAAAUGAAACUGGCUCGAAAAGAACAUAGAGGCUACACCCCACUUUAUGCAGAAAACCUUGAUCCAUCUUCCAGUUCAAAAGGAGACUCUAAGGAGAGCUUCUAUAUUGGACCUCUUGAUGAAGUAACUGGACCUGUAUGCUUGAAUCAGUGGCCAUCAGAAGAGAUUAUUCCAGGCUGGAGAUCCACCAUGGAAGAUUAUUACAAACAAGUCUUGCUUGCUGGUGAAAGACUCAUCCAGUUAAUUGCUUUGUCACUGAACUUGAGCGAAAACUUCUUCCAUGAUGUUGGUGCAUUUAAUCCACCCAAUGGUUUUCUUCGCUUGCUGCAUUAUCCAGGUGAACUGGGCUCAUCUAAUGAAGAAAUAUAUGGGGCUUCUGCCCAUUCAGAUUAUGGGAUGAUAACACUGCUAGCAACAGAUGGAAUUGGUGGACUUCAGAUAUGCAGAGACAAAUUCAACAGGCCACAGAUUUGGGAAGAUGUGCAACACAUCCCUGGGGCCUUUAUUGUCAACAUCGGUGACAUGAUGGAGAGGUGGACAAAUUGUUUAUUUAGGUCAACAUUGCACCGAGUAAUGCCUACGGGUCAAGAACGACAUUCGUUUGCCAAGCAUGAUUAUUCCUUUGGAACAGAUGGCUUUCUUUUUGGAUCCAAAUCCGGAUUGUGUAGUAGAAUGCUUAAAAAGUUGCUGCAACGAGUCAAAUCCUCCGAGGUACCCCCCAAUCCGCAGUGGCGAUUACUUGCAGGAGCGCUUGAAGGCAACUUACGGCUUCGAAGGGUGAUUCAAAUCUGUCGACCAAAGCUGAACAAGAGUCGAGAAUGCCGUGGCGCGGUCCAAAUCAUUGUUUCCAAACUUCAGCUGAAUUGGUAAGCCAGCCAAACAAAAGACUCACAAAGCAUGAUCUUCUUUUGUUAACUAAACAUAUAGUACAACGCAGGUUGUACCCUACUUGUUUUUAUUUCAUUUCUUUGUGCAAAUCUUACAGUUUUGUCUUCCAGGCAUCAUUCCACAAUAUAUUACAACAA
Molecule: messenger RNA, 1311 nt
Organism: Andrographis paniculata
Lineage: Eukaryota; Viridiplantae; Streptophyta; Magnoliopsida; Lamiales; Acanthaceae
Product: 2-oxoglutarate-Fe(II) type oxidoreductase hxnY
Exons: 11
Coding region: 98-1156 (352 amino acids)
Source: RefSeq, a predicted model, not a curated record